Molecule: messenger RNA, 1257 nt
Organism: Penicillium brasilianum
Lineage: Eukaryota; Fungi; Ascomycota; Eurotiomycetes; Eurotiales; Aspergillaceae
Source: the annotation of a GenBank genome assembly
CCGGGCAUCAAAGAGCUAAGCUCGACCCCAAGGAUUCCGCGUCUUGCUUGAUUCCUACACCGUAAAGAGAGCAUCCUUGCUGUCUUUCAACCCUUUUUUUGGAUUUUGCAAGUCGCAUUCGUGCGCGCUCCCCCUUUGCCCACCAUGGCCGCCAACAAGCAGGGCAAGAUGGUAAGUCUCCCCCAGUCCCUCUGCUCGAAUCCCCGACUAGGGUGGUCAAUGGCUGUCGCUAACCUCUACUCUCUAGCAAAACCUCGUGAGUUCCUUCGAAAAGAUGUAACACUCUCCAUUCAUCAUUCUUACACGGCUUUUAGAUCAACUACCGGAUGAGGGUUACCCUGAACGAUGGUCGACAGAUGACCGGCCAGAUGCUGGCUUUCGAUAAGCACAUGAACCUCGUUCUUGCCGACACAGAAGAGUUCCGUCGCACCAAGCGAAAGUCAAAGCCCGCCGCCGGUCCCUCAAACGCCCCACUGGUUGAAGCGGAGGAGAAGCGUACUCUCGGUCUCACCAUCGUUCGCGGUACCCAGGUCGUCUCUUGCUCCGUGGACGGCCCCCCUCCUGCCGAUCCCUCUGCGCGUCUCGGUGCCGGUCCUGGCGCUGCUGGUGCUGCUGCUACUCUCGUUGCCGGUCCCGGUAUCAGCAAGCCCGCUGGUCGUGGCCUGCCUGUCGGACUCGGCGGCCCCGCUGCUGGUGUUGGUGGCCCGCCUCCUCCCAGUGCCUUUGGAGGCUUCCCUCCCGGUGGUUUCCCUGGUGCGCCUCCUCCUGGUUUCGCUGGUCGUGGAGGAGCCCCUGGUGGACCUCCUGGCUUCGCUCCUCCCCCUGGUUUCGCUCCCCAGGGUGCUCCCCCCGGCUCUUUCCAACCUCCUCCUGGCUUCCAGCCCCCAGGCCAAGGCCGCGGUUUCCCCCCUCCUGGCUUCGGAGGCCGGUAGAUGGAUUAGAUUAAUUUGAGAAGGACCUUUGAUGCUUCAGAACUUGAGUGAUGUUUCAUGUGGGAAGUCGAAAGAGAGAUAAACCGUUCGAGAACAGGCGAGACACGGCCCUCACUUCCAGCGCCAGGGAACAUUUCGCGGAUAGGCUAGAUAGCCCUCUCACUGGGCAAGGCGUUGCGGCGCAUGCGGAUGGAGGUCGUUUCCAAGGAUAGGAAAACAAAAGCCGAAAAUCCCUUUCAGAUUUGCAUUUAGUACCAAAAACAAUGCUAGCUCAUUCCCACGACCGCUUGUCGCAACAUGCAAUACAUAUUCAGUUUAAUCCGUG